GAAUCUGUCAGCCAUCCAGGACAGAGAGAUCUGCUGUUACUCCAUCUCCUGCAAGGAGAAAGACAACAUUGACAUCACUCUCCAGUGGUUGAUCCAACACUCCCGGACUAAGAGGAGUUCCUGAGAGCAGAAGCGCCCCCCCCAACAGAACAGGCCACGCCCACUUGAUCAACCCCCCCACCCUGAAAACCCCACCCCCCCCCUUUUCCCCCCAAUCUCUGACUAUCCCCCUGUACAUCUACCCCAUCCACAUUAAUAUCAUCCACCACGCCGACCUCACGAUGCACUGAUGCCUCUUUUUGUUUUGUUGGUUUAUACAGAAUACACACAAACACACACUCACACAUAUAUAUAAACUCAAGCGUCUGUCUUUUUUUUUUUAAAGCUUUCAAGAAUAAAACGCCGCUGCACCGUAGCCGAGUCAAGUCAUUUCUAUUUAUAGAGCACAUUUACAUUCACACAGACAUUUGUAUGACAGUCAACAGUGUUAAAGGUGAAUGUUAGAAAACCAGCUUUUUAAUACUUAAGUGAGUUUAACCCAAAUUAAUGAACACAUUAUCAACUGUUUUCAUAAAGACCAGGAGGUGUUUUUAUCAGCUUAUUUAAUUUGCUGUUAACAGUUUGCUCACAUGAUCUUACAGAUAUGAAAUAGCAGAAAUGAGAUAAAACCUACAGAGCUGAUUUCAGAGUGUCCAGUCCAGCAGACAGCAGCUUCACUCCUGAAUCAGGCAGGUUGGGAUCGUAGCUCAGGUCCAGAUGUGACAUAUGGGGGGGGUUGGACUUCAGAGCUGAGGUCAAAACUUGACAGUGAGUCUCUGAGAAAGUCUGUUAUGACACUUAAAUUACAACAUAUGUUAUUAAAAGUCAAAACCUGGAUGAGUAAAACCAGACGUUGGGGUUUAAAAAAAAACAAAAAAAAAGACUUUUUUAAAGAUAUCAGCUGCAGAAAAGUGGUAUCAGUGCAUCUCUACAGAUCCACACACACACAUCUCCCCCCCACACACACAUUUCCUCUCCCCCCAAACACACACAACUCCUUCAUCUUUAUUUUUAAACUGGUGUUUAUGCUAAAAUAAAAUCCUUUUUUUUUUUGUACAGCGAUAUUGACUUUUAAUCAUCACCGUAACUGGGGGGGAAAAAAAGAGGAA
Scomber scombrus (Atlantic mackerel) is the source of this 1148-nucleotide messenger RNA. Its product is annotated as ADP-ribosylation factor-like protein 8A. Gene Ontology annotation, cellular component: lysosomal membrane. Gene Ontology annotation, molecular function: GTPase activity; GTP binding. Gene Ontology annotation, biological process: protein transport; anterograde axonal transport. NCBI's taxonomy places the organism in Eukaryota, Metazoa, Chordata, Actinopteri, Scombriformes, Scombridae. The record is from RefSeq and is a predicted model, not a curated record.